AAAAAUGGCCAAAAAGCAGAUUCUCCAAUCCAGAAUGACCUCAAUGAAUCAUUUGAGGAAGAAGUUAGAGCGUUCCUCAGUGAUGAAGAGAAACUGCAUCUUUUUGACGACCUCACGAAGGUUAAUCCAGUGACAACUACAACAGUUCUGAAAUGUCUUCAAGCAAGAUAUACAGUAAACUUGUUUUAUACAAAUGCUGGCUGCAGCCUGGUGGCUUUAAAUCCGUUUCAGCCUGUCUCCUACCUCUAUUCACCAGAGCUUAUGAGAGAGUACCAUGUUGCACUUCGUCCUCAGGAUUUAAAACCUCACAUCUUUGCAGUGGCUGAGCAAACCUACCGAAACGUCCAAAGCCAGAUAGAGCCUGUAAACCAGUCUAUAAUUGUGAGUGGAGAAAGUGGUGCUGGAAAGACCUGGACAUCUCGCUGCCUUAUGAAAUUCUAUGCUUCUGUUGCUGCUCCAGUUAUCUCCCCUAAAGGCAAUGAAACUGUGGAAAGGAUAGAGAAGAGAGUGUUGGAUUCCAACCCUGUCAUGGAAGCAUUCGGAAACGCAUGUACCCUGCGGAACAACAACAGCAGCCGGUUCGGAAAGUAUAUUCAGCUUCAGUUAGACAGAUGUCACCAUCUGACUAGUGCUUCCAUUCAGACUUUCCUUUUGGAGAAGACCAGAGUUGCCUAUCAGGCCCCCAAUGAAAGAAACUUCCAUAUUUUUUAUCAGAUCACAAAAGGUGCUACUGCAGAGGAGAGGUUGGAAUGGAACCUUCCAGAAGGGGCUGAGUAUCGUUGGCUGCCAAAUUCUGAAAGAAACUUAGAUGAGGACUGCUUCGAGGUGACCAGAGAUGCCAUGUUUCACUUGGGCAUUGACCACUCCACACAGAACAAUAUUUUCAAGGUACUUUCAGGCCUUCUUCAUCUUGGGAACAUUCAAUUCUCUAAUCUAGUGGAUGAAUCUCAGCCUUGUGAACUAGAAGACAAAAUCAAAGGUUCUGUGAAGGCUGCUGGGGAUUUGCUGCAGAUACCUGCUGAGGAACUCCUGGAGUCACUAAGAGUUCGAACAAUAACUGCUGGAAAACAACAACAAGUCUUCAAGAAGCCAUGCUCCAGAGCCGAGUGUGAGACCAGGAGGGACUGCCUUGCCAAAGUGAUUUAUGCUAAAUUGUUUGAGUGGCUCGUUUUGGUCAUAAAUGAAAGCAUCUAUGCAGAUCCAUCAGCAUGGACCAACUUCAUAGGUUUGCUGGAUGUUUAUGGUUUUGAAGCCUUCCCUGAAAACAACUUGGAACAGCUUUGUAUUAACUAUGCCAAUGAGAAACUGCAGCAGCACUUUGUAGCACACUAUCUGAAAGCACAACAGGAAGAAUAUGCAGCUGAAGGCUUACAGUGGUCUUUCAUCAACUACCAGGAUAACCAGAAGUGCCUUGAUCUGAUAGAGGGCAAUCCUCUCAGCAUUUUUUCUUUGCUGAAUGAGGAGUGCCGUCUGAAUAGAUCCUCUAACACUGACCUCUUUCAAACUCGGAUUGAGAAAGCCUUGUCUAAUAAUCAAUGUUUAAGUCGAAACAAGUUUAGUAAGAAGCCUAACUUUAUUAUUUCACAUUAUGCUGGCAAAGUCUGCUAUCAGUUGGCAGCAAUGGUGGAGAAAAAUAAGGACCCCAUUCCACCAGAACUGGUCCAAGUUCUGCAGAAUUCAAAGGACCUUUUGCUUCAAAAAUUAUUUCCUGUGACAGAAAGGAACCAAAAUAACAUCAAACCCCAGAACAGAGCAGCUGUGGUUACAGUGGUGUCCAAGUUCAAGGGUUCACUUGAACAUCUCAUGCAGAUUCUGAAUAACACCACCCCACAUUACAUCCGCUGCAUCAAGCCUAACGCCGACUGCAAGGCAAUGACUUUUAAAAGAGAAGAGGUUCUCAGCCAGCUUCAGGCAUGUGGAAUUGUUGAAGCCAUCACCAUCAGCGCAGCAGGCUUCCCUGUUAGGAUCCCUCUCCAGAGUUUCACUGAGCGCUAUGAAAUACUGAGAACAUCACGUGGAGCCAAUAAAACCAGAGGGGGUGAUAAAAGCAACUAUCACACUGCUGAGCUAAAUGGCAAGACUCCAGUGGUGGAUGAGGACAAAGCAUCACGCUCUGUUGUUUCUGAGAUCCUUCAGAAUGUUACUGGAAAAACUACUGCUGAGCAGACAGGGAAGAGAGCAGAAAACACUUCAGUGUACUGCGGCAAAACCAAAGUAUUUAUGGUGAAUGCUGUGCUGGAUCAACUGGAAGCUAGAAGAGCAGAGGUGCUAAAUGAGAAAGCAUUUUGCAUUCAGUGUUGCUGGAGAAGAUUUAAACAGAGGAAACUAGCAAAGGAGAGAUGGUCUGCAACUGUCAUCCAAGCAGCUGUUCGUUCCUGGUUAGCCAAGAAUCGCUUCCAAAGGAUGCGCAGGGCUGCUCGUGUUAUUAAGCGUGGCUGGAGGAAAUGGAAAGCAAAAAUGGCUGCGCUGGCAGCAGCAGAACUGGAUGAGGGUGAAGAAAAGGUGUUCUCUGUUCCUGCAGCUGCGCUGCUCUCGGCCAAACCACCUUGCUCUUUGGAAACAACUUGGCCUCUGCAGGCAAUAAUUCAGUUCUGGCCUCUUGGCCUUGUCCUGGCUGCUGCACCCGUUACUGUAACGGGGCCUCGGAGGGACCUGUCCUUGCUGGCGUGUCUCAAAGUGCUUCAGAACGACUGCUACAAGGUGGAAAGCUGCUUCUUUGGCUGUGGCAUCACCUCCAUUAGAGCUCUCCCACAGGGCUCUGUCAAGUUCCACUGUAAGAAGUCUCCGCUGCAUUACGCAGAUGUCAGCCCCCACACGGAUGCUUACUCCAUCACUGGAUUUAACCAGAUUUUACUGGACAGAAAAAAACUCUUUCCAACAUAG
Molecule: messenger RNA, 2883 nt
Organism: Nestor notabilis (Kea)
Lineage: Eukaryota; Metazoa; Chordata; Aves; Psittaciformes; Psittacidae
Gene: MYO19
Product: myosin XIX
Exons: 23
Biological process (GO): vesicle transport along actin filament; actin filament organization
Cellular component (GO): vesicle; myosin complex; actin cytoskeleton
Molecular function (GO): microfilament motor activity; actin filament binding; ATP binding
Source: RefSeq, a predicted model, not a curated record